Molecule: messenger RNA, 3453 nt
Organism: Xiphias gladius (swordfish)
Lineage: Eukaryota; Metazoa; Chordata; Actinopteri; Istiophoriformes; Xiphiidae
Gene: pigu
Product: phosphatidylinositol glycan anchor biosynthesis, class U
Exons: 12
Coding region: 17-1324 (435 amino acids)
Biological process (GO): protein localization to cell surface; attachment of GPI anchor to protein
Cellular component (GO): membrane; GPI-anchor transamidase complex
Source: RefSeq, a predicted model, not a curated record
GGGCUUCCCUGUCAAGAUGGCGGCUCCUUUAACUUUACUCCUGCUCGUAGCCGUUACGGUCCGUGCCGCUCUUUUCAGAUCCAGUUUACCGGACUUAAUUGCGGAGAGGGUGGAGGUGGUGUCCCCGUUAACCGCCUGGAAGAGAGUGGUUGAGGGUUUGGCUCUGCUUGAUUUGGGGGUCUCGCCUUACUCUGGAGAUGUUUUCCAUGAGACUCCUCUCAUCAUUUACCUCUUUCACUUUGUGGUGGACUACGCAGAGGUAACAUUUAUGUUAGCGGAUGUGAUCACUGCUGUGGCGCUCUACACGGCAGUGAAGGACUACAACAAACAAGUGUUCAGGAAGCAGAAAUAUGCCUUGGAGGCAGACCGCUACCCGCUCGACUGCCUGGAGCUCAUCAGAAGCCCCAAAGAAAUGUACUACAUCCCUCUGAAAGUAGCCAUGUUCUAUCUGUUGAACCCAUUCACCAUCCUGUCCUGUGUCGCCAAGUCAACCUGCGGUCUGAACAACGCCGUCCUCGCGCUCUUCUUCCUCUCUACGAUAAAGGGAAAUGUCUUGCUCAGUGCCAUAUUUCUGUCCUUGGCCACGUACCAGUCCAUCUACCCUCUCACUCUCUGCGCUCCAGCACUGCUGUAUUUGAUGCAGCGCCAGUACGUCCCUGUGAACUUUCGGCGGGCCGGCUUCUGGUGGUUCAUCGUGCAGUAUGCCUUCAUGUACCUGGGCAGCCUGUUCGUCAUCGUCUGUCUCUCCUUCUUCCUGCUCGGCUCCUGGGACUACCUGCCCUCUGUCUACGGCUUCAUUCUCUCGGUACCGGACCUGACCCCGAACAUCGGCCUCUUCUGGUAUUUCUUCGCCGAGAUGUUCGAGCACUUCCGCCUCUUCUUCCUCUGCGUCUUCCAGAUCAACGUUUUCUUCUACACCAUCCCUCUGUCAAUCAAACUCAAGGAGCAUCCGGUGUUUCUGAUCUUCAUGCAGUUAGCUGUGAUCUCCAUCUUUAAGUCCUACCCUACGGUGGGAGACAUCGCUCUCUACCUGGCCUUCCUUCCUGUCUGGAGUCACCUGCACAGAUUCUUGAGGAACAUCUUCCUGGUGUCCUGCGUCCUGUUGGCCUGUUCGGCUCUGUUCCCGGUUCUCUGGCACCUCUGGAUCUACGCCGGCAGCGCCAACUCCAACUUCUACUACGCCAUAACGCUGCUGUUCAAUGUUGCACAGAUCCUGCUGGUGUCGGAUUAUUUCUACGCCUUCUUGAGGAGAGAGCACCACCUCACCUAUGGACUGUACCUGAAGAGGAAAGAUGGCUCCGAGGCUACGCUAGUUCUUAAAUAAAACACAGGCGCGCACUCGUAAAAACCUCUACCGGGGAAGGGAGAAACUGCUCGGGGCCUCACCUCUCCUCAAAGCGAACAAACACAAACUGAGGAGGAUAAAAGACUUUCAAAGCCAAACUGGUUCUCAGAGGAACAAUAGCACACGUGCAGAACGUGUGUCUGGUACAACUUCAUAUGCAAACAACAGAACUACGUCAUACUACAAGACAGACACAUGCAGACGUUGCCAUGUGAGGCAGCAACUAAAGAUCACUCUCCUCUUUUCACAUUCUCUUCUGGAGCGCUCUUAUUUUGAAACCUCACUCCACCUGGAGCCUACGCCCAUGUGGGUUGCUUUUAUUUUGAAGCCUCCUCUUUCCUUGCAGCCACUCUAGAAGAGUUUUAUUUUGACGCUCCGUUCAUCCUGCAGCUCCGUCCUGGACAGCCUUUACUUUGAAGCACCAGCUCUCAUGCAGUGUCCCUCCGGACGGCUUUUAUUUUAAAGUCAACAAAAAUUCCCAGUGUUGUGAUCAUUCCUGACGACAUCCAGCUCUCCCACACACAUUUCCUUCGUGUGGUUUCAUGCUUACCUGAUCACAUCUGUGUUAACGCCUGCUCUCGCAGUGGCGGGAAGAGGAAGAGGAAGAGGAAGAGGAAAUGGUUUUUGAAGGAUUUUUCUGGAAGCCUACAGUUGUCCAACCAUCUCUUUGUCUUUUCUCACUGUUUGCCUUCCACCUUUUUUUUUUUUUUUUUUUUUCCACAGUUUGCUCAUUAAUUAACAAACUCGGCGUGGCAUCUCAUCUCAUGUGGAAACCAGUCAAACCAGUACUAACCUCAUUAUGGUAUAUAAAACCUAACACUGCCUGGGGCGGUGACGGCUUCAGCUGCCUACCAACGGAGAUGUUUGGCUGAAAAGAAGUUGGGAUCCUGAUCCCUCAAACCCAGACGGUUUCUGUUUCUGUUUACCAGAGAGCACGUCGGACAAAGACAACGGUGAAUGUGUUUUUACAACAACUGAAGUGCUCAAGUUCAGGACCCGUGGAGAGCAGAAACAGAAUUUUCCCUUUUUUUUUUUUUUCAGGACCAAGUUAAACAAACUGGUCCUGCAGUGGCCUUGUGUUUACCACCCGUCAAAAUCCCAGCUUCGUAAUAUUUAAUCCCCGUAGAAGUUUUCAGAAAGACCAAGGUUCCAGCCAGUAAGUGAAGUUUGGGCUCGUAAUGUGAAAACAAACUAAUCAUUAAUGAACAAGGUUUCAUCCCUUUUGUAUUAGGGACAGGCUUGCAUAGGCCUUUAUUUAGCAUUUUUCCCUGUUUCCCAUUUGAUAUAAACUCAAAACUCUCUCCAUGUUCUCCUGUCUUACUAAACGCAGUAUAACGUCCUUUUCCACAAUACUAAUUCCAUCAGGACCACAGGAAUCCCAGCAGAUCACACACACACACACACACAUACACACACAGAUUUAGAUUUAACAUUUUAAACGGAAUCAUUCCCCAUACAUGUGUUUCCUUGUCAGUGAUGUCGGAGUUGAGGCCAAUCAGCAGCCUCGAGGUCCUGAGGCCCUAGUUUGACAUUUGGGGAAAUCCAUUCACAGGAACCUGCUGCUGGCUGUAGCCUCGUAUUUACAUCUAAACAGUAUGUAACGCAUACUAAUCGUCAUAGUGUAUUGUUUUAGCAGUUAUUACACAAAAAAAAUCAACAUAUUUUACUGUUUUAUACCAACAGAAACUAGUACAACACUAUAACGUCUCACUGCCAGUUAAACUUUAAACCUAUUAUCUCUGUUUUUGGUCUCUACCAACCCCUGAGGGAAAAUAUCCGCCGUCGUUUUGUUGCCCGAGGUCUUUCGGGAGCGGCCCCAUCACGAUCUGCUGUUUUGUUUUCGUUUCUUUUCCCCAACUGGCCCCCAGCAGCUCUGCCAUUUCCCUCUGGGAGAAUUGUGUCCGUCGACGCGGCGCCCAAAGAUCGACCGUACCGCACGCUGAGCUGGUUUUGUCACUUCUCCAGUGUCAACACUACAUACUCAAGCCCUGCUUGGAAUUAGUGUCUAGUAUGGACUUGGGACACGACAUCACUCGUGUUUUUUCCCGUCUUUCCGGUUGAUCCAUGAAAAAAAAAAAAAAGAAUUCCAUGCCAAAAAAACUCUGCCU